AUGAUGGACCUUUUUGAGACCAACAGUUAUCUUUUUAAUGAUUUGCGCUAUCUGGAGGAAGCCGAUCAUGGACCACUACAGCACUUGGACAUGGCAGGGGUUUCCCCUCUGUACAAUGGCAAUGACAGCCCACUGUCCCAAGCGGGUCACGAUAAUGUCCCGUCCGGUGGGGAGAGCAGUGGAGAGGAGCACGUCCCUGCGCCUCCGGGUCUCCGGGCGCACUGUGAGGGUCAGUGCCUCAUGUGGGCCUGUAAGAUCUGCAAGAGAAAGACGGCUCCCACGGAUAGACGUAAGGCUGCGACCCUCAGAGAGAGGAGGAGGCUUAAGAAGAUCAACGAAGCCUUCGACGCACUGAAGAGGAAGACCGUAGCCAAUCCCAACCAGAGGCUACCCAAAGUGGAGAUUUUACGCAGCGCCAUCAGCUACAUAGAGAGGCUGCAGGAGCUGCUGCAGACGCUGGACGAGCAGGAGAAAACCGGAUCUCCAUGUGACGCAAAAGAAAACAAUGUGGCCGGUGAGUACCACUGGAAGAAAGCCUCUGAGGCUUGGCCAACCUCUGCUGACCAUUCCACUUCAGCAAUGAACCACAGAGAAGGAGACAGUGAGUCUUCCGCGUCCUCCAGCCUCCUGCGGCUGUCCUCCAUCGUGGACAGCAUCACCAACGACAGCAGUCAGUGA
Messenger RNA from Pelmatolapia mariae (spotted tilapia), 678 nucleotides. It is a transcript of the gene myf6, whose product is annotated as myogenic factor 6. Gene Ontology annotation, molecular function: DNA-binding transcription factor activity, RNA polymerase II-specific; RNA polymerase II cis-regulatory region sequence-specific DNA binding; protein dimerization activity. The record is from RefSeq and is a predicted model, not a curated record. Gene Ontology annotation, biological process: muscle organ development; skeletal muscle cell differentiation; positive regulation of skeletal muscle fiber development. Lineage: Eukaryota; Metazoa; Chordata; Actinopteri; Cichliformes; Cichlidae. The coding region runs from base 1 to 678 and encodes 225 amino acids. The transcript is spliced from 3 exons.